Molecule: messenger RNA, 1026 nt
Organism: Amorphotheca resinae ATCC 22711
Lineage: Eukaryota; Fungi; Ascomycota; Leotiomycetes; Helotiales; Amorphothecaceae
Exons: 3
Coding region: 134-913 (259 amino acids)
Biological process (GO): deoxyribonucleotide catabolic process; carbohydrate catabolic process
Cellular component (GO): cytoplasm
Molecular function (GO): deoxyribose-phosphate aldolase activity
Source: RefSeq, a predicted model, not a curated record
GAUAUCUCCAUCCCGUCUUCAUCCUGACUAUUCCCCAUUCCCCAUUAUACUUCUUUCAAAAACAAGAAAUAAUACCUUGAUACAAUACCCCAGGAAGAAAAAGGACGUAAAGCCACCCCCCAAAUUCCUCAUCAUGGCAUCCAGCACCCGCCCCGCAACCCUCAGCGUCUCCCUCGACGACCUCGCCAAAAUGAUCGACCAUUCCCUCCUCCACCCCACGAUGACCGACGACGACGUUCUCGCCGGUCUACAAAUCAGCAAGAAAUACGGCGUCGCAACUGCAUGCGUAAAACCCUACCACAUCACCUUCGCCAAGGAAGCCCUCGCCGGCUCUUCCGUGCUCGUAUGUCCCGUCAUCGGCUUCCCGCACGGGAACUCGAGCACCGAGGUCAAGGUCUUCGAGGCUUCCCGCGCGGCCGAGCUGGGCGGCAAGGAGAUCGAUAUGGUGGUGAAUAUCGGCCGCGUGCUGUCUGGAAAGUGGGACUAUGUGGCGGAGGAGAUCGCGGCCGUGAACCGCGCUGUCGUGGAGAGGGGGAGCGUGUUGAAGGUCAUUUUUGAGAAUGAUUAUCUCACGGACAAGGAAAUCAUCAAGUUGUGUGAGAUCUGCAGCGACAUUGGCGUAGCCUUCGUCAAGACCUCAACCGGUUAUGGUUUUGUCAAGCAGGCGAACGGAGAUUACAACUACAAGGGGGCCACGAUCCCGCAUCUGGAACUGAUGCAGAAGCAUGUCAAGGGCGAUGUGAAGAUUAAGGCUGCCGGUGGUGUAAGAACGCUGGAUGACUUGCUUAGGGUGAGAGCCUUGGGCGUUGCGAGGGUGGGUGCCACGGCCACCGCGGUCAUCCUUGAUGAGGCUGUCAAGAGGGGGAUUGGCAAGGAGAGGGUGGAGGUGGUUGUUCCGCCAUUCCCAUCGUGAUGGAUGCGAGAAUGAGUUUCCCACUGAAAGAGGCAGAUACCCCUGUACGUAGGUCGAUCAGGUGAAAUAUGACGGUCUCGCACGUGAGGCAACUUUCCUCCACGACAUCGCGC